Cherax quadricarinatus is the source of this 8025-nucleotide messenger RNA. Lineage: Eukaryota; Metazoa; Arthropoda; Malacostraca; Decapoda; Parastacidae. The record is from RefSeq and is a predicted model, not a curated record.
AUGCACGUGUCUCAUCUCGUUCAUUCGUCUGCACCCACAGAGACCUACACGUGUCCCACGUCUCACUUCAAGUGUAAUAACCACUUCUGUGUCCCCAGCGAGAACGUCUGUGAUUUCCACGACCACUGCGGCGACGCCUCCGACGAGCACCACUGUCACCACCGGCAGUGCUGGAAGGCGGAGUUCGAGUGUUCCAACGGACAGUGUGUUCGUCCUGGGAGAGUCUGUGACGGCCAUCACCACUGUAAGGACGGCUCUGAUGAGGUCGCUUGUACCACAGAAGACUUCGCUGUGUGUGGGUCGGGGUCGCGAGUACACAGGUUCUUCUGGUGUGACGGCUGGCCAGACUGCCCUGACAACCAUGCUGACGAGCUACACUGUGGAGAAUGCGAGGAAGGAAGGCAGCACAAGUGUGCCAACACCAGGUGUAUCCUGGCCAGCAAUCUUUGUGAUUCAUUUUGUGACUGUGUACCUGACUGUGAUGACGAGACUCAUUGUACCACUGCCCUCUACACCCGUCUAGAUGGUGUGAGCAGGUGCGAGGUCGGCGCAGCGCUAACCUGUAUGGUCGCCAAUCUAGACCGCUCUAAGGACAGGUGUAUCUCGCACUCACACCUGUGUGAUGGCCGCAGUGACUGCCACAAUGGUCGAUACCUCAACGAUGAAUCUGGCUGUGCAGUGAGAGGGAGUGAGAGGGAGGAAGGGUCAGUGUGUGCGGAGGUACGACCACUCAACCAGAGUCAGGAGGAGCGGCCAGUCAACCACAGUGAGUGGUUCUUCUGCCAGGAUGGUCGUUGUCUGCCUAGCAGCCUACUCUGCGACUUUAAGUACGACUGUCUGCAUGGUGACGAUGAAUUCCAGUGUGAGCACCCUGAGUGUAGUACUUCUGAAUGGCGGUGCCUGAGUGGUCAGUGCAUCCCCCGGAGUGGCCGAUGUGACCUCAAAUACCAAUGUUUCGACAAGACAGAUGAAAUUGCGUGUGGAGAGGAGAGGUGUGACCCAGGAACGUUGAGGUGUGACACUGGACAGUGUAUCUCUCCGGACCUUUGGUGUGAUUGGAUCCCUGAUUGUCCAGACGCCUCAGAUGAGCGCUACUGUGGACGCAGCAGUGUGUGCAGCAGUGGAGAGUUCCGGUGCAGCAGCGGUCAGUGUAUCCCAGCUCAUCUGCGCUGUGAUGCUGCGGUGGACAAGAGGAACGGCUGUGCAGAUCUCUCUCACCUCCUCAACUGCUCUGGUUAUGAAUGUGGUCGUGACCAGCUGAGGUGUGGCUCUGGUCCCUGUCUAGACAACCACAGAGUCUGUGAUGGCCACGUAGAUUGUCCUCUCACCUGGGAUGACGAGGAUAACUGCCUCGAGUUGCGACCCUUUACACUUAAGACUCAGAAACCCAGCAAGGGAGCUACACGCCUCAGGGACCCAGCAAGGGAUCUACAUGUCUCAGGAACCCAGCAAGGGAGCUACACGCCUCAGGAACCCAGCAAGGGAGCUACAUGCCUCAGGGACCCAGCAAGGGAGCUACACGCCUCAGGGACCCAGCAAGGGAGCUACACGCCUCAGGGACCCAGCAAGGGAGCUACACGCCUCAGGGACCCAGCAAGGGAGCUACACGCCUCAGGGACCCAGCAAGGGAGCUACAUGCCUCAGGAACCCAGCAAGGGAGCUACACGCCUCAGGGACCCAGCAAGGGAGCUACACGCCUCAGGGACCCAGCAAGGGAGCUACACGCCUCAGGGACCCAGCAAGGGAGCUACACGCCUCAGGGACCCAGCAAGGGAGAUACACGCUUCAGGAACCCAGCCAGGGAGCUACACGCUUCAGGAACCCAGCAAGGGAGCUACACGCUUCAGGAACCCAGCAAGGGAGCUACAUCCUUCAGGAACCCAGCAAGGGAGCUACACGCCUCAGGAACCCAGUAAGGGAGCUACACGCCUGAGGAACCCAGCAAGGGAGCUACACGCCUCAGGGACCCAGCAAGGGAGCUACACGCCUCAGGGACCCAGCAAGGGAGCUACACGCCUCAGGGACCCAGCAAGGGAGAUACACGCUUCAGGAACCCAGCCAGGGAGCUACACGCUUCAGGAACCCAGCCAGGGAGCUACACGCUUCAGGAACCCAGCAAGGGAGCUACACGCUUCAGGAACCCAGCAAGGGAGCUACAUCCUUCAGGAACCCAGCAAGGGAGCUACACGCCUCAGGAACCCAGAACCCAGCAAGGGAGCUACACGCCUCAGGGACCCAGCAAGGGAUCUACAUGUCUCAGGAACCCAGCAAGGGAGCUACACGCCUCAGGGACCCAGCAAGGGAGCUACACGCCUCAGGGACCCAGCAAGGGAGCUACACGCUUCAGGAACCCAGCCAGGGAGCUACACGCUUCAGGAACCCAGCCAGGGAGCUACACGCUUCAGGAACCCAGCAAGGGAGCUACAUGCCUCAGGAACCCAGCAAGGGAGCUACACGCUUCAGGAACCCAGCAAGGGAGCUACAUCCUUCAGGAACCCAGCAAGGGAGCUACACGCCUCAGGAACCCAGCAAGGGAGCUACACGCCUCAGGAACCCAGCAAGGGAGCUACACGCCUCAGGAACCCAGCAAGGGAGCUACACGCCUCAGGAACCCAGCAAGGGAGCUACACGCCUCAGGAACCCAGCAAGGGAGCUACACGCCUCAGGAAACCAGCAAGGGAGCUACAUGCCUCAGGAACCCAGCAAUGGAGCUACAUGCCUCAGGAACCUAGCAAGGGAACUACACGCCUCAGGGACUCAGCAAGGGAUCUACAUGUCUCAGGAACCCAGCAAGGGAGCUACACGCCUCAGGGACCCAGCAAGGGAGCUACACGCCUCAGGAACCCAGCCAGGGAGCUACACGCUUCAGGAACCCAGCCAGGGAGCUACACGCUUCAGGAACCCAGCCAGGGAGCUACACGCUUCAGGAACCCAGCCAGGGAGCUACACGCUUCAGGAACCCAGCCAGGGAGCUACAUGCCUCAGGAACCCAGCAAGGGAGCUACACGCUUCAGGAACCCAGCAAGGGAGCUACAUCCUUCAGGAACCCAGCAAGGGAGCUACACGCCUCAGGAACCCAGCAAGGGAGAUACACGCCUCAGGAACCCAGCAAGGGAGAUACACGCCUCAGGAACCCAGCAAGGGAGAUACACGCCUCAGGAACCCAGCAAUGGAGCUACAUGCCUCAGGAACCCAGCAAGGGAGCUACACGCCUCAGGAACCCAGCAAGGGAGCUACACGCCUCAGGAAACCAGCAAGGGAGCUGCACGCCUCAGCAACCCAGCAAGGGAGCUACACGCCUCAGGAAACCAGCAAGGGAGCUACACGCCUCAGGAAACCAGCAAGGGAGCUACACGCCUCAGCAACCCAGCAAGGGAGCUUCGCACCUCAAGAAUUCAGUCAAGUGUGCCAUUCAAAAAGGAAGUCAUCAACUGCUACACAUGUGUCAACUGCUACACAUGUGUCAACUGCUACACAUGUGUCAACUGCUACACACUGUCAACUGCUACACAUGUGUCAACUGCUACACAUGUGUCAACUGCUACACAUGUGUCAACUGCUACACAUGUGUCAACUGCUACACAUGUGUCAACUGCUACACAUGUGUCCAACUGCUACACAUGUGUCAACUGCUACACAUGUGUCAACUGCUACACAUGUGUCAACUGCUACACAUGUGUCAACUGCUACACAUGUGUCAACUGCUACACAUUUCCUCCACCUGGACUCGUUCCUCCACCUGGACUCGUUCCUCCACCUGGACUCGUUCCCUCCACCUGGACUCGUUCCUCCACCUGGACUCGUUCCUCCACUGGACUCGUUCCUCCACCUGGCCUCGUUCCUCCACCUGGCCUCGUUCCUCCACCUGGCCUCGUUCCUCCACCUGGCCUCGUUCCUCCACCUGGCCUCGUUCCUCCACCUGGCCUCGUUCCUCCACCUGGCCUCGUUCCUCCACCUGGCCUCGUUUCCGCACCUGGCCUCGUUCCUCCAAUUGGCCUCGUUCCUGCACCUCAUUACAUUCCUUCGCCUGGCCUCGUUCCUCCAAUUGGCCUCGUUCCUGCACCUCAUUACAUUCCUUCGCCUGGCCUCGUUCCUCCAGGCAGUCGAAUGUCCGGCAACUACAUCAACCACACAUUGACAACCACAACCUUCAGGAAGUAUUCUUACAUCGUUUUUCUGGACCUGAGCAACAACAGUGUGCGAAGUCUACCAGCUGGGGUGUUCGUGAGCCUGGGCCGGCUGCGCAUCCUCGACCUUCGGGACAACCAGCUCUCAGCCCUCCACAACUCCACCUUCCUCGGCCUGGCCAGCCUCAGGACUCUACACCUGACGGGCAACAGACUGGUCACUAUUGACGGGUGGUCGCUGUAUGGUCUCUCAUCGCUCUCCGCAUUAGACCUGAGCAGGCAGGGACUGAUCAACCUCACUACCCGCUCCUUUGUCGGCCUCAGGACGCUCCUCAACCUGAACCUGUCUCACAACCAGCUGGUCGACCUUCCAGAUGGCACCUUCAGUGGACUCUCUAACCUGCUGUCUCUAGACCUCAGAGGUAAUCCAGUGGAUGCUAUGGCCGCCCGACUCUUCACUGGCCUCACUAACCUUCACCACCUGUGGACUGAUGAGUUCCGCUUCUGCUGCUUGGCUCGCCACGUCCGUCAGUGUCUGCCUGAACCUGAUGAGUUCAGCUCGUGUGAGGACCUGAUGAGCAACAAUGUUUUGCGGGUGUGUGUGUGGGUACUGGGCUCCCUGGCACUAGCAGGCAACCUCUUAGUUAUCAUCUGGCGACUUCUCUAUCACACUGAUAACAAGGUUCACUCCUUCCUGAUCACCAACCUGGCGCUGGGGGACCUGUGUAUGGGACUCUAUUUGCUGAUUAUCGCUGCAGUAGAUGUGCAUUACCGCGGUGUCUACUUCAUCUACGACGCCUUCUGGCGUACCUCAACACUCUGUCAGUUGGCUGGCUUCUUCUCCACGUUCUCCAGUGAGCUCUCUGUCUUCACCCUGACAGUGAUCACUCUGGAGAGGUUGGUGGUGAUAAUGUUCCCAUUUCGAGUGCCUCGUCUGAAUAUGAGAUGGACCAAGGUGAUCAUGACGGUGGUGUGGGUGUGUGUGUGUGUCCUAGCUGCUCUGCCUCUAGCGGAUAUACACUACUUCAGGAACUUUUACGGUCGUUCUGGUGUUUGUUUGGCCCUACACAUCACACACCAGAAGCCCAGCGGCUGGGAGUACUCGGUCUUCGUAUUCCUGGUGUUGAACCUGGCGUCGUUCUCCGUGAUCGCUGGGUCGUACUGGGGGAUGUACCAGGCAGCUCGCUCCUCCAGCGCCGCCGUCAGGAGUGACCAGCAGGAGAGGGAGUCCAGCAUGGCCACCAAGAUGACUAUUAUAGUGGUGACUGAUGCUGCUUGCUGGCUCCCUAUCAUCUUGUUAGGCCUAGUGUCCCUAGCAGGUGUUCCCAUCCCUGCACAGGUGUUUGCGUGGGUUGCAGUGUUUGUGCUGCCACUCAACGCUGCCGUCAACCCACUCCUGUAUACACUCUCAACAGCGCCCUUCUUAGGCAAGGCCAGAGAGCGAGCAGUGAAUGUACGUCACUCCUUCAAACGUUCAGUGCUGCGUCGCACUGCUUCCCCCACUACUGCAGCAGCGAGUCUUACUGGGGAGGCUGCGGUGGUAGUCAAGUCUGGUGAUGUUACUGCCACUAUAUUCAUGUCCGUCACCAACCACGACAAUCACCAGCCAGGCUACUUACCUGCUUCUAACACUACCAAUAUUCUGAACUUCACUCACGAGAGCCCGUGUCAGCACAAGAUGGAAAGCAAUAUGACAAUGUGUGGAGUAAACAGUGUAGAGGAGGGCUCGAGUUUGUUGCCACUAGGAGGAGAGAUUAUCCCGCUUAGUGACCUGACUUCUCCAGGACCAGAAGUCCUUGUUCUUCACUCCUCUCGCAGAAAGCCACCAAGACAACGUCCAGACCUCUACGACUGAGUGAUGUUAUAAUGCAAGUCAUAUCCCACACAAACCUAUGCAGGAAUACUAGCCAUUGUAUCAAAUAUACUAUUGCAGAUUUUCAAUAAUUCCAUAAUAUUGUUUCUUACGACCUGGCCUCGCUUGAACUCGGAGAACAGACUGAAGGUCAAGGGAGCAGAGAUGUACAUUGUAUCAGUGGUUUUCUUAUUCAACAUUUUAAAUAAUUCGCCUGAGAAUAGUCUUUAAUUAAUUUAUAAGUGUUAUCAGUAUUCAUGUCUUAGAAAUAUCUCUAAGUGUCUGCAGCAUUUGUGUUGUAUGCAAAUGUUAGCCUUCAGUCACUGCUGUUUUGUUAAAUUUACUAAACCAUAAGUCAAGAUUUUUAACAGUUAUCAACAGUCACACUAUAAAUGAACUGUAUGUACACCGAGAGAUGUUUAUCUCUGCGUUUAUAAACCGAGUUUAACCCUUAAAAUAGGUAUUAAAGUUAUCAUUCACUUGUUGUAUCCAGUUGACAUAAACUCGUAAUGGUCAUCGUGUAAUACACAAGCUUUAAAUCAAGUUAACCAGCCAAAUAAUACGAUCGUACAUGUAUCAUAUGAAUAAUAUAUCAGGUUUUCACUAAUGGCGCAAUGUAUCAAGUACGGAUGGAAAGCCAUUUAUUGGCUUUCCAUUAAGAUCUCUCUCUCAGUGGAGAGCAAAGCCUGGCAAGGCAUAGAAGGUGAAUAAUAAAUUAUCAAUGUCCCGAUAAAAUGGGAACACUAUCAAGAGCUCUUGAAACAUAACAUAAACCUGGCAAUGAUUCGAGAGAGGUACAGGGCGCCCAUCAAUGUUUAUUAUUAUUAUUAUUAUUAUUAUUAUUAUUCACGAAAUCAUAAUAAAAUGAUUGUACAAAUCAUGGAGCGGUAAGACUCAAACCCACGGGUUCAAACCCCACCCGUUCUGUGAUUUAUUCUAAUUUUAGUUAUAAAACAUCAAAAUAAUGUGGACACCUGUCAAUAUAUUGAGCAACCCACGGGUAGACAGUGUAAAAAAAGUUGUGUUGACAGCUGAAGGUCUCAGAAGAAGGUCGCAGCAUAUUGUCUUAAUAUUUCUGUCUACAUGCGAGUUUUUCAGAGUUUCUCGUAUCAUUAAUAUUGUUUAUUCAUUUGGGAAAGCGCUAAACCCAUAAGAAUCAAACAGUGCCUGAAGAAUAGGAGGUACAGUUUUAAUCCUAAAUUUUACCUCACAGCUAUAAAAAAGAUAAUCAUGCACUUGUCUUAUCUGGUGCCUAUGUAAGGAUGAAAAGGCGUCUUCAUGCUGGUGAGAGGUUCAUCAUCCAGUGUAUUUGAGCUACCCUCCCUUCCUUACCUCAACCCCGUUACCUCCCACUCUCCAGACGCUGUAUUUUUCUUACAGGUUUAGUGCUUCCUCUGGAAUAAAAUUUGGUCUUUAUUGAAAUUUAUGUACAGUAGACCGUCAUUUAACACUGUAGUUACGUUCCUGAAAACACGGUGUUAGGUAAAACCGUGUUAGGUAAAACCGUGUUAGAUGAACUGAAGAACUUAUGGGAAAAAAUAGGGUACGUUCCUGAGAGCCCCAAAAAAGCCAAACAACUUUUCUUAGGCCUCCACAUUUUACAAAAAUAAAAGUGAAUAUGUAAUCAUAGUUCAUUAUGAUGUAUUAAGUUGUUUUCACUGCUUAAGACUACAAAUGUAACAGAAAUAACAAUAUUUCUUAUCUUAAAUUGUGGGUGCUGGUGUUUGUGAAUGAUUGUGAAGAGAGUGGAGUUAUGCUGUGACCCUACUGGGCUGAGGUGGAUGGUAGAAGUUCUGGUACUGAAGUUGAUGGCUGUACUGGAGCAUAACUUGGUCAUUAAGUCAGUCAGUCAAGUUCAGUAAGUCAGGCAAAUAAUUCGGUCAGUCAUUGAUUCAGUAAGUCAUUGAUUCAGUAAGUCAUUGAUUCGGUAAGUCAUUGAUUCGGUAAGUCAUUGAUUCGGCAAGUCAUUGAUUCGGCAAGUCAUUGAUUCGGCAAGUCAUUGAUUCGGCAAGUCAUUGAUUCGGCAAGUCAUUGAUUCGGCAAGUC